Molecule: messenger RNA, 1104 nt
Organism: Phytophthora sojae
Lineage: Eukaryota; Oomycota; Peronosporomycetes; Peronosporales; Peronosporaceae
Exons: 9
Coding region: 1-1104 (367 amino acids)
Source: RefSeq, a predicted model, not a curated record
AUGGCAGCGAAGCCGCGCGUGCUGGUGCUGGGCGGCGCCGGCAUGAUCGGCCGCAACUUCGUCAAGUACCUGAUCGACCGCGACCUGGUGGCGGCUGUGCGCGUGGCCGACAAGACCAUGCCGGAGAUCUCCUACUUCAGCGCCCCGCACAAGCUGGCGUUCGCGGACGAGCGCGUGCAGUUCGUGCAGGCGGAUCUCACGCGUGAUGCGCACGUAGACCGCGCGUUCAACCCCGAGUUCGGCCCCUACGACUACGUGUUCAACCUGGCGGGGGAGACCAAGUGCGGGCUCUCGGAGACCGUCUACGCCUCCAAGUGCCGCGACCUGUCGGUGAAAUGCGCUAAGAAGGCGCAGGAGGUGGGCGUGAAGCGCUACAUUGAGGUGUCCACGGCGUUCGUGUACAAGUCCCAGGUGAAGCAGCCGGCUAAGGAGAAUGCUGAGCUGCAGCCGUGGACGCUGCAGGCCAAGUACAAGCUCGAGGCGGAGGAGCAGAUCCGCAGUCUGCCUGACCUCAAGGCCGUCUUCCUCCGUUUGGCGACGGUUUACGGGUCGGCUGAUUCGAUGGGACUCAUGCCUAGAAUUGUCUGCGCCGCCUCAUAUGUGAAGCUCGAGGAAAAGAUGAAGCUGCUCUGGGACGCUGAGAUGCGUGUCAACACGGUUCACGUCUUCGAUGUAUGCCAAGCGCUGUGGCACGUUACGACUGCCGGAAGCGACGGCGAGAUCUACAAUUUGGUGGACAAGAACGACACCAACCAAGCGAAGAUCAACGCCGUGCUGGAGGAGAUCUUCCACAUCAAGACCGGCUUCAUCGGCAAGCUGGUGUCCAACCUGGCGCGCGUGCGCCUCGCUGACGUCGUGGACGACGCCAACGAGAAGCACAUGCAGCCUUGGGCCGACCUGUGCACGGAACACGGCAUUACCAACACGCCGCUGACGCCCUACAUCGACAAGGAGCUGCUGCAGCACAACCACCUCUUCGCGGACGGCUCCAAGAUCGAGUCCACGGGCUUCCGAUACGAACACCCCACUUUGGAGACGAAAGAGGUGCGCAGCGUGCUGGAAGAGAUGGUGCAGCAGAAGAUCUUUCCGCCAAUCUUGUCCUGA